AUGACUUCCAUCACUGAAGAGCAAAAUGGUAUACACCAGAAGAAACCUUUUUAUAGAUCAGUACCAUUCCAAAUUGCUGUAGCGGCCGGAGUAUCCUUCACUGCCCCGGGCAUGUGGGAUGCCUUGGGGGGACUGGGAGCCGGAGGAGCAGCAGAACCAUACGCUGUAUCAGCGGCCAAUGCAAUCCUCCUUAGGGCAAUUGGAUACCCCCUUUACGGAGCAGGAUUAUACACCAAUAACAAAACCGCCACUACAUGGUUUAUGAUCUUUGGAAGUGUCUGUUGUGGGAUCAGUGCAGGUUUCUUCUGGGCAGCCGAAGCCGCAAUCAUCAUUGGGUAUCCAAGUCCCAAGGAAAGAGGGUUUUACCUAGCCUGUUGGCAGACUGCUAAAGCUUCUGGACCGAUCAUUGGAGGAGCCAUCACUUUGGGUUUGAACGCUAAUAGGGAGACUGCCGGAUCUGUCGGCUCAGCAACUUAUAUAGUAUUUAUAGUUUUGAUGUGUCUAGGAUUGCCCAUUGCUCUUCUGUUGAGCCCAGCUAAUAAAGUCUGGCGAAAAGACGGUACUCGAGUCGUUGUUCACAAGCACGCCAGCUGGUGGGCUGAACUCCAAGCUGUCGGACGAUUAGCCAUCUCUAGAAGGAUCGUCUUAUUGGUUCCAGCAUUCUUCAUCAGUUAUUUCUACAACCCAUUCGUCAGCACUUGGUUAACAAGUUACUUUACCGUACGAUCCCGAGCUUUCUCAUCUUUCUUCACUCCUUUCGCCGGUAUCUUCUCUUCUUUCAUCAUUGGUACUUUCUUAGAUAGACAAUCCAUCUUCAUUAGAACCAGAGCGAAAGUUGCCUUUGCUACUAUCGUUACUAUGCUCGUUGGAACUUGGAUCUGGGCUAUAAUUCUCCAAAAGAGAUUUUACGAUAACCCACCUGUAUUCGACUGGUUCAAAGGUGGAUUUGGAUCUGCUUACGCUUUGGUGUUCUUCUGGACAUUUACCGGACAGGCUUUCCAACAAUAUUGUUAUUGGUUAAUUGGUCAAUAUACCACCGACUUAACAUCCCUCUCACAUCACACUGGUAUCCUCCGAGGCCUCGAGGCGUUGGGCCAAACAGUCGCAUGGGCCAUGCAAUCCGAAGCUGGUGUUAACCAUUUCGUCAGUAUUGGUAUCAACUUUGGUAUCCUCCUCAUUGCCAUCGUUCCAACUUGGAUCGUCGUCAGUGCUUUGGAUCAUACGCAUGAAGAGGUAGUAACGGAGGAGAUUGUAGGGUCCGAUAAAGCCGAUGAAGAAGGAUCGGUCGGACCUGAAGGGUUACAAGCUGCUGCUUUGGCGAAAUAG
Molecule: messenger RNA, 1326 nt
Organism: Kwoniella botswanensis
Lineage: Eukaryota; Fungi; Basidiomycota; Tremellomycetes; Tremellales; Cryptococcaceae
Exons: 11
Coding region: 1-1326 (441 amino acids)
Biological process (GO): transmembrane transport
Molecular function (GO): transmembrane transporter activity
Source: RefSeq, a predicted model, not a curated record